Messenger RNA from Leopardus geoffroyi (Geoffroy's cat), 3196 nucleotides. RefSeq names its product mitotic-spindle organizing protein 2B-like. The transcript is spliced from 4 exons. Gene Ontology annotation, cellular component: centrosome; spindle. Bases 622 to 1380 code for a protein of 252 amino acids. The record is from RefSeq and is a predicted model, not a curated record. NCBI's taxonomy places the organism in Eukaryota, Metazoa, Chordata, Mammalia, Carnivora, Felidae.
GGGUUACACCUCCGGAUGCGCGUGUGCAGCGGGGGCAGCUGUGUCCCUUAGCCCAGAGUUCCGUGUGCCCUGGAAGGAGCGCGCGUGCGCCUGCUAAAGAGAAGCCGUUUCUUAAGGUCCUGGAAGCGCGCCCUCUAAUGGGGAGCUGGAGCGGAAAAAUCAUACACUGUGCAUUGACUGACCUUCUUGCGAUAGACGUUUAUUGAGCGCCUUCAAUAUGCCAGGCACUGCCCUGGGUGCUGCUGCCCAAGCGAGAACGACCAAUGCGGCCCGACCCUGAUGGCCCAGAAACGGGUUUCUGAGGUCCGCCACGGCAUCCCCUACGCCUAACACGUCUCCCUGUUGUGGGAUCAUUGAGUGCGACCCUCAAAAAAGAAUUCUUGAGAUGAUCCGUGCAACUUAGUAAACUUCUGCGGAUCGAAUGGCGGAGAGGAGACAAACCGGUUUGCGCCCUCUGCUGUAGGGCUGCGGGGCAGGCCAGGCGGUAGCGCUUCAGGGAGAGAAGCGACCGGCGGAGCCAGUAGAAGGCGCUGUGGGAGCUGCCGGAGGGGCCCGGCGGAGGCGGGGUCAGAGGAGGGAGCGCGGCGGGGCGGGGCGCUCGUCUUCCCGCUAGCCGGGUGCAUGGCGGCCCCGGGCGCGGGCCCCGGGCCGGGAGCACCCCCGGGGCUGGAGGCGGCCCUGCAGAAGCUCGCGCUGCGGCGGAAGAAGGUGCUGAGCGCCGAGGAGAUGGAACUUUACGAGCUGGCGCAGGCGGCGGGUGGCGCCAUAGACCCCGACGUGUUCAAGAUCCUGGUGGACCUGCUGAAGCUGAACGUGGCGCCCCUCGCUGUCUUCCAGAUGCUCAAGUCCAUGUGUGCUGGGCAGAGGCUGGCGAGCGAGCCCCAGGACCCUGUGGCCGUGUCUCUGCCCACAUCGAGCGUCCCGGAGACCCGAGAGGCCUCCUUUCUCUCUGCCAAGAGCUGUAGUCCCCCUGCAAGGCCCUCCUUUUCCUCGGCCCCGCGGCCUGCGGCCUCUCCGGUUCUGCUCCACGGCCCAGCUGCCACGCACUCGCCUCUCUCUCCAGGGCCCCCCGGUUCCCUCCGGUUCUCUUGCUGCCUGUUCUCUCCUUUUGCAGGUUGCGUUUACUGGUUUAUCUCUGGGGGUUGGUGCUCUUUCUUGUUUCUGUGGAAACUGCUGUGGCCCCUAUUCGAGAGUCAGAGCAACUUGGAGAUGAACUGCCAGGGCAGGACCCUAUGGGCCAUCCCUGUUACACAGCUUAGGGAUUGGGGACACAAUUUCAGAUCUUGGUUUAUUAGAGACCACUUGCAGUACUUCUGGAAUGGGACCAACGCCCCCUGCCCCCAGAGGCCAAUUCUGCCAGGUGUGACUUGUGCUCUGUAGAGGUGCCCUCACCCCGAGAGGAGGGCACCAGGCCGAGGGGCAGGAGAGCCUUUACUUUGCUGUAGAGAGGGAAGCCUUAGGUGUGAGAAACACCUUGGUUGCUUAGAUGCUGUCACCUGACAGGUAGCCUAGAGGGUAAGAUGUGAUUGUCCUUUCCUGCCUGUUUCCUGAGCUGAGGGUACCUUCCAGGCAUUGCCCGGUGUGGCGAGGCUGGAGGCCCAGAGCCAGGGGCGUGUGAGGGCCUGAGAUCCCACAGCUGCCCUGGCUGUGCUCUCCAUAUCCUUUCCCACAUCACCGACCUCGCUGUUCUAGGUGCCACCUGAAACUCGGCAUGGGGAAGGGCCAAGGGGCAGGUCAGGGUAGAGCCAGUAGACUACAAGGCUGAGUUGAGGAAUCAGUGGGCAGAGGGAGGGAGAAACUGGGCAUGGAGCCCUCCUCUUUCAAGGGGGUGUUGCUGCUUGCUCACCCAGUGACUGGGUGCCAGGCUGGCUCUCAGCGCUGAGGGCUCAGGGGGGCUGUGAGAUGGACAGGUCCCCCUUCCAGUUUGGGAGAUGGCUAGAUACACCAAUGGGGACAGAGACCGGAGGAAGCCAGUGUAGCCAGCCUUGCUGGAGCAGCAAGGGUUAAGCAGGCUCAGAGUGUUGUUGCCCUGCAGCCCUUUGAGGUAGGAGUAGUGGGGAGCGCUCCAGCCUGAGAUGCGGGCCCAGGUCACUGGUGGGAGCGGGCCUGAGCUUGGAGGGGAGAGGUGGGAAAGGGAGGGCGGAGAGCCCAGAGGUGGAGUGGGUUUGCUUUGGUGCUCAGAGCACUGACAUAGAGGGGCUUGGAGAGAGGUGGGGAAGAAGCCCCAAGCAUAGGGACAGGAGUGGCAUGGAGUGCUGGGCCCCACAGGGUUUUCUCAAAUGCUUAUGCCUUGGGUCUGCUGGGUUGGGCAGCCAGUGGCCAGGAUAUGAGGACAUAGAGGUCCUGAGGAGGUGCCCAGUGAGGGUAGAGGGCAGCCUGGAGAGGGGGUGGGUGGGGAGGCAGUGGAAGGGAGUGGGGCACAUGAGGGGCCAUGCCAGGAGUGUGCUGUGGCCAAGAGGCAGAGGCCAUCGGAGACCAAGAGCUCUGAGGCCACAUGUUGCAGAAUCUGUCUGUCCACACAGACCUUGGGCAGAAUCUGAGGUAGAAAAAAAUGAGGAGAGUCGUCAGAGUGAUCAGUUGGGGGACUGUGGUAGCCUAGGAUCAUGAUGGGGGUUUGGGGCUGUUAGGGCUCGCUGGCCUUAGGUUUCCCACAGAAUUGGGGGUGGCAGCUGCUGCAGACCAGGGGCUGGAGGCCCGCCCAGGAGUUUGAUCUGGUAAGCUGCAGCAUGCUCAGCAUCCAGGUGGCCUGUGGGGACUGUCACUGACAAGCUCAUCCAUUCCUGGCUUUACUAGGCAGGACAUGGGGAAACAGAAGACCCUAAGAGCACAAAGAGGGUAAAUGCUUGUCCUGAUGAGGGUGUGGUCACCAAGGAAAAAUAAAAUUCGGUCGAGUGUUCUCUGCUGAGGCUUAGGGAAACUGUAUGCUUUAAAAAGAUGUUCCUCUGGAAUGUGUAAGAUGAAGUUUGGUGUGCAGAAGCUGUGAGCCCUACACAGAGCUGCGCUGUCCCGUACAGGAGCCAUGGGCCCCCCAGGGCUCGCGGCUGAGACUCACUGCAAGUUUAAGUAUACACCAGACACCCAGAUGCCAGAGAACUGGAACAAAAAGAAUACCUCACAAGUAAUUUUCAUAUCGAUUACAUGCUGAAAUGGUAAUAUUGCACAUUUUAGGUUAAUUAAAAUACAUGAUUUACAUUAA